Messenger RNA from Physella acuta, 1149 nucleotides. RefSeq names its product matrilin-2-like. NCBI's taxonomy places the organism in Eukaryota, Metazoa, Mollusca, Gastropoda, Physidae. Gene Ontology annotation, molecular function: calcium ion binding. The record is from RefSeq and is a predicted model, not a curated record.
ACCCCCGUCAACUGACACACCUCACGCGAACACUUCUCGCUCAAUGUAAACACACUCAAACAAGGGCUAUAACUAUACACAAAAAGAAGGGUACCUGUCGUUCGAGCACACAACACACAAUCAGGGGACAUAUAUAUAAAAGUUGGAUCAAGAUGAAGUUUGCAAAAAAAACCAUCGCAGCCAUACUGUUUAUGUGCAUAUCAUACGCACAGGCCCAGUGUAGCUGCCAGCAAAUAACAACGGUGGUCAAUGGACAAAAUGUUUCUUCCUGCAAGCCGACCUAUAUCUUCUACCAAAUUUCUCCUCCUAAAAGUAAUGACAUUGACGAAUGCAAAGCUCAGCCAAGUCCAUGUGAACAAGUCUGUACCAACACCAUUGGAAGCUACACCUGCUCAUGUAAUGCUGGAUAUGUCAUAAGUAAAAAAGACCCUAGGCGGUGUGACGACAUCAAUGAAUGCAGCGCUAAGCCAAGCCCAUGUCAACAGAUUUGCAUCAACACAGACGGAAGCUUCACUUGUUUAUGUAGACCUGGAUUCGCCGUAAACAGCACGGACCCAACUAGGUGUUAUGCUAAAACGGACUCUGUUUCUCCUUCUGUUUACUGUGUUCCGUUAUCAAGUGAAAUAAUAGAAACCCGAAACGCUACAUCAGCCCUGAACUGCUACGCAACUUGUAGGGCAGAACAUUGCUACUCUUUUAAGUUUGCCAAUGGUCUGUGUACAAUCAAGCUCUAUGCUGGCAAUGCUGUGGAUCUUAAACAAGAAGUAUUUGGAGGAUCAUUUAUAGCAUGCUACAAUGAUAAAUCACAGUGCACUUUAAAAAGCGAAGUAGAAUCUAACAUACCCAUCACUGACGUGCCGCACGAGGAUUGUUAUUACUUUUGCAUUGGAGAUCCCGAUUGUAUCGGCUAUCACUACUUUCCCGGCGUUUAUUGUAUUAAUACUUAUACGGUUGGAUCCACUGUUGACAUAAAGAACUUUCCGGUGGACAAAUUUGUCUAUCUUAAUUGUGAAAAAUAAAACAGUUGGGGAAGACACGUCUACACAGAAAGCAACAAUCUACUGCCGGACACUCGACAUUUGUCCAACAAACUGCUUAGACGACUUGUCUAUAUAUUGGAAACAGUUGAAUAAAGACUUGCAUUCUGAA